AUGAGCAGGGAUCUGUUUACAAACUGAGGGCUGUAGAGAAGUGGAGAAGAGAGAGAAGGAAGGCAAGAGGAGGAGAGUCAAUGUGAGAAGCAAAUACAGGAGAAGACAGGAGAGUCUGGGUCUGAAUUAACAUCAGCCCGUUGUGUUCCUGUGUUGUUUACCUCCCUGUGUGCUUUGUUCAGAGCAGAAAGGCAGGGAAAGGGAUGAGACUCUGCCUUCCACAGGAACACUGAGGCUGCCUGCCUGCCUCUCUGCUCGCCUGCUUGGCUGGCCGUGCUGCCGGGAAAUCCAUCCAUGUCCUUCCCUUUGUCUCUCUAUAAUUAGACUCGGCAGGGUUUUCACAGCCAGAGAGGAAGAAAGCGAGGUGGGGAUCUCAAGAAGACAGGACAGAGGAGAGAGAAGAAAGGAAGGGAGAAGAGAAAAAGGAGAGGAGGAAGGGAGGGAGAGCCUCGUGACAAUGUUUUGAACAGGAGGCUAAACAGAAAACCUGGGACUGCGCCUAUGACCAGAGUGGCUGCACACUUCAUCAUCACUGCACACUAAGGGUCAAAUGAGGUUCAAUUUUGAGUAAUGUCUUCUUGAGAAACUGGGAGUCUCUUAUCAGAUCUGCUUACUCCUGAACAGAAGGACUUAGUAGGACAGGGUUAAAGUAGUCUGAACUUAGAAGGUGCUGGUGGUACAAAGCUUGUGUUUUGUGGAAACCAGACUUGGUCAUAUUGGAGAGGUCACAACCUCAAAGAUUUUCUGGGUUUGCCAACCGAACAUUUACAUAUUUCAUGCAUCCUGUCCAGUGGUGUAAUGGGUGUCUGUGUGACGACCCCUACUGCAAGAUGCCCUCUGAAGAGCUCUUCCACCUGCCGCUCAAUGUCUACAUCAUUAUCCUGGGAAUCGGCCUCUUCAUCCUCAUGCUUACACUCAUCUUCUGCUGCUACUUGUUCAGACUCAGGCGAAGAGGUACAAGAGAGCAGUAUGGUUACAAUGAGGUUGUAUUGAAAGGAGCUGGGAAAAAGCUGAGCCUUAUUGGGCAAACAUGUGCAGUAUGUUUAGAGGAGUUCCGCAGCAGGGACGAGCUGGGAGUGUGCCCCUGUUCUCAUGCUUUUCACAAGAAGUGUCUGAUGAAAUGGUUAGAGAUCCGCAGUGUCUGCCCCAUGUGCAACAAGCCCAUUUGUCGCCUCCUGCCCCCCCAACAACCUCAAGAGCGGCCCCAAAGUCUCCUGGAGGUCUGACAGGGGGACGGAUGUCCAGCAGCACAUUACGCUCUCAAGUCCCUUGACACCUGUCACUACUGAUGGGCGCUGUUUCACAAUCCAACAGAUGGUGGUUUAAGUAAUGCAAACAUUUUUAGAUAGAGCUUUCUCUGGAAGUAGAAAUGAUACAAUUGUCUGAAUUUAAACGUAAGUGCAGAGCCAACACGCUUGAAAGAUGUGGACGGAGAUUAUAACGCUAACACAGGUGUGGUAAUGGUAAUAAUUCUCCGCCAAUACUUGAUAUGGUAUAUAAAUGAGCAGAUUAAGGUGAAUUGUUAAACCUAGAUCCUGCCAUUAUUCGUAGGCCUACAACGCCAGUAACAUAAGUGCCUUAAAGCUGCAGAUCCUCUAAAUGAGAGAAACACCCGUCACACUGAUCAUGUGUGUAUGAAGUCCCAGUUUACUCUAUAUAGUAAACUAUAUAGUCUAUAGUAGAUUGUUCUGUGGGAAAUAGUGACAAUUUAGAAGAAGAGCCCUGCAUUUUCUUUGGCUCUGUUUAAAUGCACAAUAUGUAUGUAUUUUUGCCACUAGGGGUCUUUCAAUCAAAACAAAAUAAGUGGUGUAGGGAAGUUAUGUGGAAUCAUGGGAGUUGUAGUCUUCGCCACCAUUGCCUUCACUGCAGUCAGCUCCACCUGGGAGUGACUGAACAAUAAUGUGGCCUAAAAAUAGAAAAAAAGAUUUUGGGAGAAACCCCAACACUGAUGUUUGCACAAAGAAGAUACAUUGCCAAUACAGGUGAAAUUACGUAUUUCUCUAGAUUUUAGCAGUGUUUUAAACAUCAUGGAUAAUGUAAGUACACAACUCUACAAAAAAUGUACCUUUAAAUGCCAAGCUAACAAUGACACGUACACCCUAACCUACAGGCAUCAAAAGGCUCCUUUUCAAUUCAGAGGACGUCACAAAUGCUCUUCAAAGUUGUCCUACAUUCUACUGUUAGCCUUUAUUAUUGUUUAGUCAACAAAUUAAGAUUGAUGUAAUAAUCUGAUGCAAAGAAACUUUGGAAGAGAUAAAUACAAUUAUGUUACAGCAUAAUGUGACACCAAGAGUAUCAGCAUUUACCAUUUACAUCAUUUCAUCACCAAAAAUCAUUGGCAUCAUCAUCAGAGUGUGAAGGAAGUGUUACUUUUUCAACUAAAGUAAAGAUAUUAUUUCUGCCACCAGAGCAGCUCUGCCUCUGAGAAAUGUUUGUUUGACAAACCCAAGUCUGCCCAUUUUUACUUUGCCCAAAAAAUGACACGCAGAGCCACAAGAAAUGGAGCUUGGAUAGAGGAAGAUUCAAACAACGGACACCAGCUGUGAAGAUAUCUAAACCUCCCUUGGCUUUUUGUUGCUCCAAACUUGAUGGCAUAUGCAGACUUUGUGAUGAAAGGAGAAAAAAAAGAGAACUUUUAAGAAAAGAGGACAAUUGUAAAGAAUGAGGGUUUUGUUUAUUUUGGCUGUAACCUCUGAUUGCCUCACAGUUAAUAAGCUCCAUCCCUAUUGCCAAGCUGGGUGAAGGUAAUGAAGCCUUAAAUGGCAAGACAAUUGCAUCAUAUAGGAUUUGAUAGAAGCUAAAGACAACCACUAAGUAAACACAUAUGUACUUAUGUCUUGUGGGAAUGGUUGUGUUUUAUUACUGACUUGCAUUAUUGUCAGUGAUGGAAAACACUUUACUGUCAUUUGUCAAAGAAUUGGAUGUCACUGUUGCCUUUGAGACAGAUGUAAGUGCUUUGUACUGUAGUGAUAUAAAUAGACACAGUGAACUGAUAUGAAGAGCCUGUUUAAGCUGGUUUCUUGAGUGAGGUGCACAAUAAACAUCCUUCUCUGUAUGUACCAUGUAAUAUAUAUUAAGUACCCUGUAAAUUGUAAAAGCUUUUGAAUAUUCUGACUUUACAAGAAGAAAAAUAUAACCAGUGUUUUGAUAUGGUCAUUUGGAUCCAAGUCUUUUUUUUCUAGUUUUGCUACAUGUUGACACUUAAAUCUUUUUAUUUAUAUAUUGUUGUUAUAAUAUAUUGAAAGGUUUAUACAAUUUUAGGUGGUUUGGGUUGGCGUUAAUAACUUUGUGCUAAUGUGACUGAAGGAUUUCCACCAAUACAUAUAUGUGCCUGAUAAAAACUCUCCUUACAUUACUCAAACAUGGGUUAUUGUGUGUGGUUACUUUACUGCUACAGUUAAUUAAGUGCUGUAUAAAAAAAAGUACUUUAGCCUGGGUAGCACAGUAACAUUUGAGGGUUGGUUGGUCCACCACUCUGGUCCAAACUGAUCAAUUCAUCUCUCAAUAACUAUUGAAUGGAAUGUAAUUACAUUUGUACAGAUGUUUAUGAUAGUAUAAAUCCUACUGACUGCUACUAAUAAAGUGCUGCAGAAAUGA
This is a messenger RNA of Eleginops maclovinus (Patagonian blennie), 3597 nucleotides long. RefSeq names its product RING finger protein 122-like. NCBI's taxonomy places the organism in Eukaryota, Metazoa, Chordata, Actinopteri, Perciformes, Eleginopidae. The record is from RefSeq and is a predicted model, not a curated record. The transcript has 7 exons. Bases 777 to 1226 code for a protein of 149 amino acids. Gene Ontology annotation, molecular function: zinc ion binding.